ACAUUGAAGCCCAACCGUAUACGAGUGCGGGUAGCUACGAAAUCGAACCGGACCAACGCACCACAGGCAAGACAGGUUUGUUGGCCUAAUGACCUGACUUGGCGCGGCGUGCCGUAUCUCGAGAGUCAUAAAAACGAAACAGAUGGGUUCACUUCAUUCUGCAGCCAAAACUCAUCAAAGACAAUUAAACUUCUAUCAAACGCGGAUCUAACGGCCCGAUCGAGCGCGCGAACUUGUAGUAGCGGCAGUAAAAUAUUCCAAGGCUAACCAGUAUUUCCAUGGUACGGUUCUCCCGUCUGGAGUCGUCUACGCGCGGGCAUGCGUUCUGUGACAUCUUCUUCGCUCCAAGGGAGAUGCGUUGUUGACACAAGUGCAAAUCCUCUCCAUACCCCGGAUGGGCAUAUCGUGUCGAUAAUGUGGCCACGUUCGGUCACCUCUCUCACUCGCUCACAAACCUUAACCGAUUACAAAUCGCGAUUAGUCGUCUUGCGGAAACCUCAGCUGGAUAAGAGCCUCCCCUCGGUCGGUUGACUUGUGUGUGACCUCUUCACUUUCGCUGCAGCCGAUCGAUGUUUGUGCAGUGGUGAGAAGCGUUCGUGACUUGUCGCGGGAUGAGGAUCGUCGAACGGGCCCGGAGGAUCCCAUCGGCGCUUAUAUCAUUCGCGUACGGUGCCGUGUGUCGUGCAGCUCGUCGUCUGAGUGUGCGGCUCGUACGAAGGAAUUAAUUAAUCAAACCGCGGCAACGAAGAACGAAGAUGUUUCCUACAGUGCAGCAUCGUCGCUCUAUCGGUCAAGGAGUCAAUCGGCAUUAAAUGGGCUAUCGACUUUAGUUCAUCGCUUUGUUCGGUGUGCGAUCGUGUGCGAUGGUAAUUAAUUUGUGAUGAAACUGUGACACGAGUGUCGAGAAGUGAUGUUUAGAAACAAAUCGAAUUGAAAAUUCUGUAAACUGCGCUUCAAUAUGUACAAACUAAUGCUCAAAAAACCCCUAGCCAUAAGUCCUCGAUACUGUCACUUUCUGUUUGGAAUCCUAUGUGGUUGGAUUCUUUCGAGAGUGAUACACGAUUGGUCAACGAUGGAGAGCUCAUAUCGACUCACCAACCAUCAGGCUCCCGUUAUGAACAUCACAGAAAGGGUUCGUGUGCUAUGCUGGGUAAUGACCACACCUGCAAACCAUCAGAAUAAAGCCAUCCACGUUAAAGCGACCUGGGGCACACGAUGCAAUAAACUUCUGAUCAUGAGUUCCGUGGCUGAUCCCACUAUCGAUAGCAUUGCGCUGCCCGUUGGAGAAGGCAGGGAGAGCCUCUGGAAUAAGACACGCGAGGCAUUCCGAUAUAUUUACGCUCAUCAUCUGGAGGAGUACGAUUGGUUCUUAAAGGCAGAUGACGACACGUACGUUGUGGUGGAGAACCUGCGCUACUUUCUUUACCCAUAUUCACCGGAGUUGCCGAUCUAUUUCGGAAGUAAGUUCCGCUAUCCGGAAUAUGUGAAGCAAGGCUAUUUCUCUGGCGGCGCUGGGUACGUCCUUAGCCGGGAAGCACUGAGACGUUUUUACGAGCAAGCACUGCAGGAUGAGGAAAACUGCUCAUCUGAUUACGACACGGAGGAUCUUGAAAUGGGAAAGUGUAUGGAGAGCGUGAACGUUACGGCAGGCGAUUCGCGGGACCAUUUGGGCAGAAAGCGAUUCCUUCCCAUGGAUCCCAUCUACCAUCUGGCCGAGCCAGAUGAUCCUAGCUUUUGGUACAACGAAUACUCGUACUAUAAACCUUACUACGGUAAGAAUUGCUGCUCGGAUCUAGCCAUCAGCUUUCACUACAUACCCGGGAGCCAUAUGCACAUGAUGGACUACCUGAUCUACGAUCUGCAUGCGUGGGGAUCGACCUAUCAGUAUCCACCGUUGGCCAAAGCGAAAACACUAGACGAAAUAAGAGCCGUUGCGGGUCCAUACCCCAUAAGCACUUUACGGCCGAGAACGGAAACGACUACGAAUACAUUUAGCAUGGAAUCGAUGGACCAAGCAACCUCAUCUAUCGAAUCAUCAUCGUAGCGUGUUACAAUUUGGUUGUUCUAAGCUAGUCAUUUUCAAAGAUUGACAGAAAAUUUCUGAAAUAUCUCCUAUUUCUUUUUCAAUAAGUGUUUUGUGUAAAUAAAAACGAAAUUUAACGAAAA
Messenger RNA from Anopheles stephensi (Asian malaria mosquito), 2166 nucleotides. RefSeq names its product glycoprotein-N-acetylgalactosamine 3-beta-galactosyltransferase 1-like. Gene Ontology annotation, cellular component: membrane. NCBI's taxonomy places the organism in Eukaryota, Metazoa, Arthropoda, Insecta, Diptera, Culicidae. Gene Ontology annotation, molecular function: N-acetylgalactosaminide beta-1,3-galactosyltransferase activity. The record is from RefSeq and is a predicted model, not a curated record. The transcript has 3 exons. Bases 959 to 2044 code for a protein of 361 amino acids.